AUGGCUGAAACUGUGGCCGACUUGACAGCUUCUGUCAACGCAGCGUUGUCCAAGCUCUCUCCUACUGAUGAGAUCCCGGACUCCGCGCGCUUGCAUCUCCUGGAUGCAUUGGACAAACUACGUGGAGUUGUUGAACCUCCUAUUCAGUCGAUUCUAAACAUCUGCUGGGCGGCCCAUCCUCUGGUUAUGAUCCGAACUGCUAUUGGAAUGGGCGUUUUUGAUGCGUUUGCCGCUGCCGGCGGCGCGGAGCUGACCGUCAAUGAGCUGAACGAGAAAACUAAGGGCGAUAAAACUUUGUUGGUGCGGAUCAUGCGGUUCCUGAGUUCCCAUCGCCUCUUCAUUGAGACCGGGGUGGACAAAUACCAUCCCCAACCCUUAGCCUUGAUUCGCGACCGGCGCUCCACCAUGUGA
This is a messenger RNA of Aspergillus melleus, 411 nucleotides long. RefSeq lists its product as uncharacterized. NCBI's taxonomy places the organism in Eukaryota, Fungi, Ascomycota, Eurotiomycetes, Eurotiales, Aspergillaceae. The coding region runs from base 1 to 411 and encodes 136 amino acids. Gene Ontology annotation, molecular function: protein dimerization activity; methyltransferase activity. The record is from RefSeq and is a predicted model, not a curated record. The transcript has 3 exons.